Molecule: messenger RNA, 2133 nt
Organism: Vanessa tameamea
Lineage: Eukaryota; Metazoa; Arthropoda; Insecta; Lepidoptera; Nymphalidae
Product: T-complex protein 11-like protein 1
Exons: 9
Coding region: 338-1819 (493 amino acids)
Biological process (GO): signal transduction
Source: RefSeq, a predicted model, not a curated record
UAAUGACAAAUUAAAAUUGACGGCAAAGAAAUUGACAAGUGAAUAAAAACAGUUCAGUACGACAAAUUAAAGGAUAAACACAACAAAUAUUAAUUUUAAGUAUCACUUCAAUUGUGAUAAAGGCUUAAUGAAGCCUAUAAUAUAUACAUGUAGAAAAAAUUACUACAAUAGACACACAUCACAUCGCUUUGUUUUAAAAGUGGGGUUAUGGUGUGACUCAAGGUGAAUUUUAUAAAAAAAACAAGAUUUUGACGUCUGGUAUUAAAGUAGCCCGCCUUAUAUGGGUUGAAAAGGUUUUACCACAAGUUCCUGGAUCAGUGUGCAUUAAGAUUUCAUCAUGAGUGAUCGCGAGAAACCCAGUGGCUCUGAGUCACAAGAUGACAAAGAAAAGAAAAUUAUCAGAGUUCCUUCGCUACCAAUCUCAACUGGAUCAAGUAGUAGCCGCAGCUACUUUACAAACGAGCCACUUCAGUUCAGAGUAAAAGGCUCAACUAUCACAGGUGCCUCACCCCCCAAUUUCGUCACUCUGGAAGAUAUUAUGAAAGCAGCUCAUGGGAUGCAGAACAUGGCUUUAGCUCAUGAAAUUGCUGUUGAUCAGGACUUCAUGUUAGAGCCAUUUGAACCUCCAGAUAAUAGUUAUCAAAAGUUGGUAAAAGAAACUAUGCACAAAGCAUACUUUGAUAUUUUGCGUGAACAAUUAAACUCCGAUCCACCUGAACAUAAACAGGCCCUUGUGUUGCUUGAAGAUGUGAAGCAGGGUCUUUUCUCCAUUUUACUUCCUCGUCACACUCGUAUUAAGGAAAUGAUUGAAGAAGUAUUAGAUACGGAGUUUAUUAAACAACAAGCUGAUAACAACAGCCUUGACUUUCAAAAGUAUGCCACCUUUGUGAUAGACUUGAUGGCCAAACUUGCCGCUCCAGCCCGAGAUGAAAUGAUCCAAAAUAUAACUACAUUGACUAACACAGUGGACAUAUUCCGAGCAAUUCUUGAAACAUUGGAAGUGCUAAAGCUAGACCUAGCGAACACUCUAAUAGCAAUGAUACGACCACACGUGCAGCAGGAGAGUGUGCAGUACGAGAGGGCGAAAUUCGAUGAAAUGUUAAAACUGGCAGAAGAUGGCUUGCAAUAUACGAAAGAAUGGCUGCUGCGGCACACCGACAAGUCUGGUCUAAGUUUGCCAGUCACUGACCCCAAUAUUAUAAGAAACGUCACAGCACAAACAUUAGCAAAAGCUUAUCUAGAACUCCUGGAAUGGGACGAAUCUCAAAACUAUCCCGAGACGGUGACGCUCGACAAGCCUCGAUUCACAGAACUCGGUAUCCAAGUGUACCGACUCAUUUGUGUCGCGUCCUUAUUGCUAGUGAGCCCCUCGUGUGGUGGAGACUCACAAGAGCAACACAAACAAAGCCUUAAGGAAAAGCUCUUCAUCAUCCUCGACACGACCAGCAAUGACAUUGAACUGAAAGCCGUGCUCCCGUCAAUUGCCGAAGAAGUAAUUCUGGUAACCGAACAACUCCUUGAAAAUCUCGGUCAGGAUCCGUUAACGAGUGAUAUGAAAGAACUUAUCAGGACUCAGAUUCUAUCGCUCAGAGAUCCCGAACACCGAGUGAGACAGAUUGUUCAUCAAAGAGUCAUGGAAUUCUUGAAGGUGAUACUAGUAUGCGCGGGUGGCUCUCGCCAGAUACCCGUGGGCCUGUCCGCCUUCACCAAGGAACUGACUUCAGUCUCCGGUACUCUGCUUCGUUGCGUGAUGCACAAUAAAGCUGUGUUCACACAACAUUACCUCGAAAUUAUUGAGGAGGAGUUAAGUAAGACUUAGGAUUUUAAUCUGUUUCGAAAUGUCACUGUCAACGUCGAGUUGACAAAUAUUUUAUUGAAGAAAAUAAUCGAUUACAUUUUUAAAUAUUUAUUUUAUUUUCACUCUCUAAUCUCGUAGCACUAAUUAGUUAUUACUAAUAUUGUAUUGUGUGGUCAGUUAACACACCCAAUAACAACUAUUUCAAUCUAUUUAAAAAAAAAUGUGGCCGUCACGUGGCGACCGGUAAAUGUGAAAUAUCGAAAUUGAUGUCUAUUUACAAAAUUUAUAAUGAAAGAAAAGAGAUUCGAUACUAAAAAAAAUAUAUUUUUCUUAUU